CUGUUCUUUUUGAAGAAAUAAACAAAUGACAAGAAUUGAAUAAAAAUGGAUUCAAAUUUGUCAAUUGUCAGUUGAAAUUGAAACUUUGAAAGAAUUACAAUAAAAAAAAAAUGUCACCAAUUUUUCUCACACUAUUUAUUGUCUCUAUUGCAUUCACAGCUCCAAUGAAUGCCCAAAUUUGUGGACCAAAUGAAGUAUGGGGUCCAUGUGAUCCUUGUCAAAGAACAUGCGAAAAUAUAAGAAAUCCAGAUCUCGUUAGAUGCACCGGUAGUUGUAUAACACGUUGUAAAUGCGCUCCUGGUUACGUUAGAUUAUCACGAAGAGUUCGACAGUGUGUAAAAGAGGAAGAAUGUUAAAAAAAGUAUUGUAAAAAACUGCAAUAAAUUAAUAAAAAAAAAAAUUUUUA
Leptopilina heterotoma is the source of this 406-nucleotide messenger RNA. RefSeq names its product venom peptide SjAPI-like. The coding region runs from base 111 to 356 and encodes 81 amino acids. The record is from RefSeq and is a predicted model, not a curated record. The transcript has 3 exons. NCBI's taxonomy places the organism in Eukaryota, Metazoa, Arthropoda, Insecta, Hymenoptera, Figitidae.